Helobdella robusta is the source of this 957-nucleotide messenger RNA. RefSeq lists its product as hypothetical. Lineage: Eukaryota; Metazoa; Annelida; Clitellata; Rhynchobdellida; Glossiphoniidae. The record is from RefSeq and is a predicted model, not a curated record. Bases 1 to 957 code for a protein of 318 amino acids. The transcript is spliced from 3 exons.
AUGGUCAUGGGUCUCAUUUCAAUAAGAGUACCUACCAGAUAUUUUACCGUUAUACCAUCGCACUGGCAAUCAAACAAGCAAUCUAAACCAAAGAACUCUGGCGUCAUUUGCUCGUCAUUCAAAAUGGUCAAUGAUUGGUGUGACCUUGAUACGGGCCCGGCAAACAUCCUUGACAUCAACGGCCACCAACAUUCCAUCUACGCCAGCCUCAAACGUGACGGUUCACUUUGGGUCAGACUCGGUCUCGACUAUUCGACUGCGAUCGACUGGUCCGUCACAAGUAGCAAUCGGUUAAAGUUUCAAACCCGCCUGCUAAACGACUCUCAAACCGAUUUAUUGAAGAAUUUGACAUACACCGACUACUGCGUGCUAACGGAUCUCGAGUUGAGUUUAAACGUCAAAGCGGCCUGGAAUCCAAGCUUUAUAACUUAUUUUGAACCGUCAGUAAAAGAGAAUCGAAUCGUUUCGUUACGACCGGUGAAGGAUUGCGGUUCGAAAACAUCGAUUCGGUUAUCCGGUGGCGGACAGGAAUUGAAAUGUGAGGGUGCUAACAACAAUCCUUGCUUGUUCAAGAAAAAUGUGCCUCUACAUCAUCAUCAUCAGCAACAUCAGUAUUCGUCGUCAUCGUCCUUGCCAUCAUCACUAACGACUAUUUCUUCAUCGUCAUCAUCUUCCUCAUCAUUCUCCUCCUCAUCGUCACAAUCAUCAUCAACAACGUCAUCAUCAUCAACAACGUCAUCAUCAUCAACAACGUCAUCAACAUCAGCAGCAACAUCAUCGCCAUCGCCAUCUACCAACUUCUUGAAGUACGUAAGCAUGGACAUGAGAGGACCUGACCACUGGUUUUGCAGCAGUGGGGGCAGCGGCCACACGGGCGACGCCAGCUUUUCCUUCAACGGCUCCUAUUACCACGUCUACAUCAAGGUCGACCAAUGUAGGAUUAAAACUGGUUCGUAG